Molecule: messenger RNA, 1500 nt
Organism: Amphimedon queenslandica
Lineage: Eukaryota; Metazoa; Porifera; Demospongiae; Haplosclerida; Niphatidae
Product: ABC transporter F family member 4-like
Exons: 3
Coding region: 154-1461 (435 amino acids)
Source: RefSeq, a predicted model, not a curated record
GAGUCAGAGUUGCUAGAGUAUCAGUUGUUCCUCAAGAAGUUAGAGAGCAGUAGUUUGGGUCAUGUGGUGACUGUUGCUCCUGCUCCAUCAGACAGACGUAGCUCGUACCUUAAACACAAUCGCUCUAAAGUGGGUGUGGAGAAUGUCACUGCUAUGAUGACAUCAACGAGUAGUCUUAACGAGGAAUCAAGACCGUCUUCCUCCAGUGGUAGUUUGACUGGUGCGAGCAAGAAGGAGCCAAUCAGAAUGGUCCGAGUUUUACCGGUCAAUUACCCAGGAAAAGGCAGAGGAGCUGUUAUUGUGAAGAGUGGAGGUGAUAAUAAUAAUGAUGAUAGUGAGAAGAAAAUGGAGACAGAGAAGGAAAAGAAUGAUGACGUAGCAGAACAUUCAAAUGACAUUAGUAAAGUUGGUGAUCUGAUUAUUGAAGAGACUGAUGAAUGGAUACCACCAACUGAUGAGCAAGGACCACUCCCUCCCUCUCUCUCUCCCUCUGUCCCCAUCACCUCUCAUCAUAAGGAAGACAUUGUGAUUGAAGAAUGUGAUGAUGAAGAAGAUUUAUCAAUUACUGAUAGUGGGAUUAAUGGUUACCAGUCUGAACCUCAGUCUUCGUCGAGAAGGAAUGAGUCUCAGUCUUCCAGGAACAAGUCUCAGUCCAAGAGGAAUGGGUCUUGGUCUAAGAAGAAUGGAUCUGCAUCUAAGAAAAAGGGGUCUACAUUUAAUAGGAAUGGGUCUGAGACUACCAGGAAUGGGUCUGAGCCUAACAGGAAUGAGUCUCAGCGUGAAAGGAGUGAUGAGUUUCGAAAAACUGUUAAUCUUUCUUCAGUUUCAAGUGAAUUGACGUUAGUCGACAUAUCAGAAGAGAAAGAGGAAGAGGAGGAAGAGAACUUUAAGGAUUCUCCUCAAGCAAUGGAGAGGGACACGAGUGAGAAUAUUGAUAAUAAGGAACUGGAUGAAAUGGAAAGAGGAGAGGGGGAGCAGGAGGAGGAGAAUAGAGUUGAAGGUGUUCCUGAGAUGCCAUUACUGAGAGUGAAAUCAACUACAAGUCUUUAUGUACCAGAUUAUGAGUAUCAGAGUAAGAGGAAGAGAGCCACUCCUUCAUAUGCUGCUCAUUGCAUUAACAGUUCAACUGCUCUUGGACCACCUUGUCCUCUGUAUGGGGUCACACAACCAACUGAAGCUGAAAUUGCUAAGAUGUCACUGAAGCAGUUAAGGUCUCCAGUGAAGAGGAAUAGCAUUGACAAAGAAAACUCGUCUUUUUUGGAAAAGAGGAAGACUAGAGAUGAGAGAGCUGCUCAAGGAAGAGAGAGAAAAGAGACAUAUCCACUUCACUCUCAUCAUCUUCAUCUCUCUCCUCACUCUCUCCCUCCCUUCAAUAUUAUAACAGGGAGAUUGAAACUGACCUCUCACUGCAUAAAGGAGCAAGGUACAUGUACAUGUACAUGCAGUACUGUUAUUAUUUAGGACCAAGUCUUACUGGUGAAGCACAUACAUGUACAUGUA